This is a messenger RNA of Manduca sexta (tobacco hornworm), 921 nucleotides long. RefSeq lists its product as uncharacterized. Bases 1 to 921 code for a protein of 306 amino acids. The transcript has a single exon. NCBI's taxonomy places the organism in Eukaryota, Metazoa, Arthropoda, Insecta, Lepidoptera, Sphingidae. The record is from RefSeq and is a predicted model, not a curated record.
AUGAGUGAAUCCAGCAGUGAUUCGGCAAAAACGGUCGGUUCUAGAAGAGACGAACACGUCACGCGCCGUGCAAAACCAAUGCGCGUUUCCACUGAACGGUCCGACAAAACGUCAUACGGCAAAAUAAAAAAUUUGAAGGUGCCACAAUUUUCCUCGGAUGAUCCGGAGCUAUGGUUUGCUUUGCUGGAAGCCCAAUUUGAAACUUUUGACAUCACGGAUGAUCACACGAAAUUUAGCCAAGUGAUCAACAACUUGGACAUCCAGCACGCAAGGUCAGUCAAAGAUGUCAUUACAAAUCCACCGACAAAGCAUCGUUAUGAGAAAAUCAAGGCAGAGGUAAUUAAGAGAUUUGCCGAUUCUCACGAGCGACGGGUGAAGAAACUUCUCACCCACGAAGAGCUUGGUGACCGCAAACCCUCGGAAUUUCUCCGUCACCUGCAAGACUUAGCUGGUCCUGCUGCUCCAGAGGAUUUCAUUAAAUCUAUAUGGACCAAUCGAUUACCAUCUGGCAUCCAGGCGCUAUUGGCAUCCCAGCCCUCUCACUCAUUGGAUCAACUCGCAGAUCUGGCUGAUCGAAUUCAAGAGCUGACUCAGCCUUGUGGUCCUGCUGUGGCUGCGGCUUCAUCGUCGUCGUACGCUCCUCAAGCCCCAAGUAACGAGAUUGCUGAGAUUAAGCAGAUGAUUGGGAAGCUUGCAAGGAAGUUGGAUGAGCACACCCGUAGUUCCCGAUGCACCUCUCAUGGCAGAUCCAGGCCGCGUCAACGAUCCGAAUCACCCUCGCGUAAUAGUAGGAGCAGAUCGCAGUCAAGCUACCGACGGUACCCAAUUUGUUGGUACCACUUCAAGUUUGGAGAAAACGCCAGGAGAUGCGUGAGGCCAUGUGACUACGGCAAGUCGGGAAACGCGACGGGCAAUCGCUAA